AUGUUAUCUAGAGGCACGGAAAACGUCUUUGAUUGUGUCUUGCCAACGGAAGUUCAACACGUCAUAGUCACUACUCAGCGUGUUUUUCCUCUAACGGUAACGGCAACAAUUCGAAAAUUGGAGCUCACUAAAACGUAUAAGAUUGACUAUUCGAAUUUCAUUACUCGCAAAGGCGUGAAUGUAGAACAACCAGCGUUUUACACCGCUGGUUCCAUAUCUACCAUGAACACGAAAACAAUCUUGCCACCAUUUAAGAACAAUAUUACUCGCAUCAACUUUUGA
Babesia bigemina is the source of this 282-nucleotide messenger RNA. RefSeq lists its product as hypothetical. The transcript has 2 exons. The record is from RefSeq and is a predicted model, not a curated record. Bases 1 to 282 code for a protein of 93 amino acids. Lineage: Eukaryota; Apicomplexa; Aconoidasida; Piroplasmida; Babesiidae.